AUGCAUGCGCGAGAUCCAAGGCAGCACGUCCCGCGACCCCGGAGCAGUGGAACCUUGGGCGUGCCAAGUGGAGCCGUGAGCAAGCCGGUGAUCGUCAGAACCGAGAUGAAGAGUGUGGAGAAAGGGUUGCACCACGGACGACACACCGCACGACCUCGACGCCACGUUGUCGCAGGACGCCGUGCGAAGAUGAAGGCGACAAGCCAGCAGCCAGCUCCGAGGCCCCAGGGCCCUGCGUGCUCUGUUCACGCGCCAGUACGGUGCGACGCCAGCAGCAACAAGACGGCCUCCUCGGCGUGGAUUGGGCCCUCAGGCAUCGACAACUUCACGGAUUGCCAGUGUCGCUGGUCCGCUAGGCGCGCGUGGCUUCCUGCGACCAUGCAAAUCCCCGAUGCUUCGAGCUCCCUGUCCGCGCUCAGAAUUCCCAUUAUUCGCAAGCCCGCGGCCUUAGCGCGGCCAGCACGAUCUGAUGCCAACUGCCAGCAGGUGGCCGUCCCUGGACAAGGCGCCGCGGGGAAAGAAACGCUGCGCCGUUUUGACCUGCCUUUCGCUCGUUGCCAUCCGUCUGGCUGCAGCACUCGGCCCCGGAAAGCGCCGUAG
Messenger RNA from Mytilinidion resinicola, 600 nucleotides. RefSeq lists its product as uncharacterized. NCBI's taxonomy places the organism in Eukaryota, Fungi, Ascomycota, Dothideomycetes, Mytilinidiales, Mytilinidiaceae. The record is from RefSeq and is a predicted model, not a curated record. The coding region runs from base 1 to 600 and encodes 199 amino acids. The transcript has 2 exons.